This is a messenger RNA of Salvelinus namaycush (lake trout), 3466 nucleotides long. It is a transcript of the gene slc25a25b, whose product is annotated as solute carrier family 25 member 25b. Gene Ontology annotation, molecular function: ATP transmembrane transporter activity; calcium ion binding. Gene Ontology annotation, cellular component: mitochondrial inner membrane. Gene Ontology annotation, biological process: transmembrane transport. Lineage: Eukaryota; Metazoa; Chordata; Actinopteri; Salmoniformes; Salmonidae. The record is from RefSeq and is a predicted model, not a curated record. The transcript has 10 exons. Bases 78 to 1523 code for a protein of 481 amino acids.
UGCAGAGCGGGCAAACUUUUUUUUUUUUUCUUCUAUGUAACUUAUUUAUUUGUAUUUUACACUUACCUAAGAGAAGCAUGUUGUGCGUGUGCCUGUGCAUGCCCUUUCCAAACUCAGAACACACUGAAUUUGAGUAUUUUGAAUCAAAUGGACUACCAGCUGAACUCAAGUCUCUCUUCAAACUGAGCAUAUUUCUUCCUUCUCAGGAAUUUUCUACAUAUCGAAACUGGCGGAAGAAAAUAGUGAAAGCGGGAGACAAGGACCUGGACGGCCAGCUGGACUUUGAGGAGUUUGUCCACUACCUGAGAGACCACGAGAAGAAGCUUCGGCUGGUCUUCAAGAGCCUGGACAAGAAGAACGAUGGUCACAUUGACUCGCAGGAAAUCAUGCAGUCCCUUCGAGACCUGGGGGUUAACAUCUCUGAGCAGCAGGCUGAGAAGAUCCUCAAAAGAAUAAGGAAGGGCCUUGUCUGGGCCCCUAUCAUGUACAUGGACAAGAACGGCACGAUGACCAUCGACUGGAACGAGUGGAGAGACUACCACCUGCUGCACCCUGCUGAUAACAUUCCUGAGAUCAUCCUGUACUGGAAACACUCUACGAUCUUCGAUGUUGGGGAGAGUCUGAUGGUCCCAGAUGAGUUCACCGCCGAGGAGAAGAAGACUGGGAUGUGGUGGCGACACCUAGUGGCUGGAGGGGCAGCUGGCGCCGUGUCUCGAACCUGCACAGCACCUCUGGACCGGCUCAAAGUGCUCAUGCAGGUUCACGCCACCCGUACCAACAGCAUGUGCAUCGCCGGCGGCUUCACCCACAUGAUCCGUGAGGGCGGCAUGAGGUCGCUAUGGCGAGGCAAUGGCAUGAACGUCAUCAAGAUUGCCCCAGAGUCGGCCAUCAAGUUCAUGGCUUACGAGCAGAUCAAACGGUUGAUAGGCAGCAACCAGGAGACCCUGGGCAUCCUGGAGAGGUUUGUGGCUGGAUCCCUGGCUGGAGCCAUCGCUCAGAGCAGCAUCUACCCCAUGGAGGUGUUAAAGACCCGCCUAGCCCUGAGGAAGACGGGACAGUUCUCUGGCAUCGCUGACUGCGCCAAACACAUCUUCCGGAAGGAGGGCAUGGCCGCCUUCUACAAGGGCUACAUUCCCAACUUGAUAGGCAUCAUCCCCUACGCUGGCAUUGACCUGGCCGUCUACGAGACUCUGAAGAACUCGUGGCUGCAGCGCUACGCCACAGACAGUGCAGACCCGGGGGUGUUUGUCCUUUUAGCCUGCGGUACCACUUCCAGCACCUGUGGCCAGCUGGCUAGCUACCCCCUGGCCCUGGUCAGGACCCGCAUGCAGGCACAAGCCACCAUCGAGGGCGGUCCCCAGAUGACCAUGUCAGGGCUGUUUAAACACAUCGUGAAGACUGAAGGUGUGUUCGGACUCUACCGGGGCCUGGCCCCCAACUUCAUGAAGGUCAUUCCAGCAGUCAGCAUCAGCUACGUGGUCUACGAGAACCUCAAGAUAAGCUUGGGGGUCGUGUCUCGGUGAUGACCAGGAGGAAAGGGAGGGAGCACCUCCCCUAAAAGCCAAAGGGUUCUUUUUUGCUUUUCUUUUUGGAGAGAAAAAGAGGAGAGCGAGGAGUAGGAGACUGAGUGAGAAGAGUUUCCAAGCAGCGGAGCAGGUGACUAGGAAAGAAGGGGUUGUUGCUGGGACUGUUGGAAACGUUGUCUCAUUCUGUGAAUGUUAUGAGGACAGGUGGGUCGAGGUGGAUGGAAGGGAGAUAUAUACUACAACACUAACAACUAAAACGGGGUUCUCCAACCCUGUUCCUGGAGAGCUACCGUCCUGCAAAAACUCCAGGAGGGUAGCUCCAACCCCCCCACCAGGAACAGGGUUGGAGAACUUUGGACUAAAAGAAGUGAUGGACGGAUGUGGAUGGACACUGUGACUUGGAGGGAGGUAUGGGGAUCCUCUCUCAUAGAUGUAACCUUUAAUCAUCAUUAUUUAAUGUGUUAUUUUGUUAUCAGUCCAGAGGCACUUCACCAUGAGUCCACUGUUGGCUUUUUUUUAAUCAAACACGAAGACCCAGGUUAACUAAAAAGCAAUCUCUUCACUGGAACACCAACAUUCUCCAACCAGCUUGAAGUUUGCUAAUAAUAAUGUAUUUAGGGACCAAGAAGCCGCUUUUGUUCGUGACUGUUGCAUUGUGGCAGGUUUGUGGGAACUGGGGACUGACAAAAUCAACUGGGGGAACACAUAUCAAGUAAAUGUUUGACCCUUCGUCCCAUAGUACUAUCCUAUAGAUGGCAGUAUUGGUUAACCUAUCUGGCUUGUGAAAGACAACCAAAGCCCAAUUCACGACAAAGGGCUUUUUUGAUUGUCAUCUAAAAUGUUCUUAUGUAUUAUCUGUCCCCCUUUAACGCAGCACUCCCCAAUUCGGCAACUAUUAGGGCACUAGCUGUGGCAAAUUUGUCUCGAGAGAGAAAAACCUCAACUCAGAAUUUUGGUUUAACUGAUUCAUUCCUGUAUUGUUUUGCCCCAUUCAAAAGAAAUCCAAACUGUGGUUUUCCUUUUUCUCAUUGUUUGACUUGAUAAGAAUGUUAAACUGAUUUGAACUGAAAAGGUGAUGCAGGUUGAAUGCCCAUAGUGUCUUAUUGUCCACUUAGUCUUAAAACAGCUGGUAAGAAGAUGUGUGUGUCUUGAUGCUAAUUUAUUUUCGUAUUGUAACCAGAUAUUUAUUUAAAUGUGGUCCGUACAGGCAGCACUAAAAUAAUAGAUGCUGCUAGCAUAUAAGUUUAGUUACAAUACUAUAACAACAUAUUCAGCAACUGUUUAUAUAUUGUAUUUAGCAAUUAUGAUGCAACACACAAUGAUUAGCCUACCUAUUGAUCAAGGUUUGGGGUGUUACGUUGUCACUACCUGUUUAACAUUUCGGACAGGAAGUCCUGAUUUGACAUUUGUUCCUCCGGACCUUCCCUGCACCUGAAAUCUACAGUCUGUAAAUGUGUGAAUUUCCAGGGUGCAGGAUAUUCCAUGUUCCUUUUCAAUAAGUCUGUAAGGGCGUGGUGGCGUAGUGCAGCCUUAGUCAAAGUGCAGUGCAGUGGAAGACACCGCAUCAGCAAGUGUGGGAGUGCUCUGUCCCCAGUGCCGCAGAAUGGAGAAAAAUAUCUGCAAUGGGACAGGGCAAUGGUCUGUGUGAAUGAGGACCUGUGUGCAUGAGGUCUCUCGUUUUGCUCCAUUACAUUUAAACUGCAAUGAGCAAACACUUCUACCACCAAGCUUCCUCUCAAUGCACUUAAACAAGAAACACUUAAUAAUGCACUUUAAGGUCAUUUUCUUUAACUUGAACUUUCUUUAACCAGACUUGAAUCUUUUUUUUUUUUUACUGAAAUCAAAUGAGGGAUUGCUAGCAUUGCAUUGUGAUGUUUUUUUUUUAAUCAUACAUUUGACUGAAAUUAUUAAUAUUAAAGGCCCAGUGCAGUCAAAAACAA